Messenger RNA from Pararge aegeria (speckled wood butterfly), 470 nucleotides. RefSeq lists its product as uncharacterized. Bases 89 to 418 code for a protein of 109 amino acids. NCBI's taxonomy places the organism in Eukaryota, Metazoa, Arthropoda, Insecta, Lepidoptera, Nymphalidae. The transcript has 2 exons. The record is from RefSeq and is a predicted model, not a curated record.
AAAUCACAUGUUUGCAUAAUAUAUAGGCUGUACUUCAUAGACCGUGGUUUCCUAUUUGUGCUGCAAAAUCUGAAAUUUCUUUCACAUCAUGAAUCUAUUGAUUACUGCGAUGAUAUUGGGCUUGGCGCAUGAAAGUUUGCAAGGACUAUCGAAUUCCAGACAUAGGCAUUGUCCAGAUGAAGUUGGAAGCUCUAUCAAUACAUUUGAUAUGGACUCGUACCCAACCGACCCCUACAUGGUAGACACGAUGCAAUAUUACGAUGAACUACGACCCAUGCCCUAUGGAUUCGUUAUGGAAAGCGACGGUUUUCCUCACAAUGGCCCUGUGAAGGUUGGAGGGCGUAAAGAAAAUAAGAAUUUACUUGUUCUAACUCGCAUGUCACCGGACGAAUACAAACCACGUAUUCGCUUUGGAUAGUGUGUUGUAAUCUGCGGAAUUAUUGUUUGUCAAUAAAGUAUACAAAUAAUUA